GAUAGGGGGAUACUUGCAGGUUACCGUCUAUGAAAAAACAAACAUAUUACAGAUGUGUGUGUGGGGGCCUUCCCCUGAGGUUUUAUUCUCUGGGUGUCGGGUUUAAGCGGAUGUAAUACUCCUCGGUUACAGCCUGAGAACAACCUGUUGACUGUAGCGAGGAAACGUCCAUUCAGGAAAGGAGAAACCUGUGCGAAGUAAAAGAGGCCGUCGAAAGUGUAAUGACAUGGAAUGAGCCAACGUUAUUACAAGUGUCCUUAAGCUCCUCUGAACGCUCUCUCCUCCUCUUUUACUGUUUGCAAGUUUUGCAAAGUCCUUUUAAUUCGGCUGGCCGUGCACAGGGAUCGGUUUCCAGGCGGUUACAACAUGGACACAAAUAGAAAACAGAGUGCGAGGGCGAGAGAGGACAACAGGUUAGAGGUAAAAAAACAGAGGGCACAACAACCCGGAGGUGGUGUUUUAAUGUAUGAAGACCAGUUGACAGAAGCACAAGAAGAGGAAGUACAAGUACAACAAAUCUUACAGGGGUCAGAAGAGAUUCAACAGUCAAUAGAAAUGUGCUUAAAGCUUUCUUUAAACAUGACACUGGUAGUUGUAGGAGGCUGCAAUCGGAUGUCUCAUUAAUAGACAAUACAUUUGUUUCUUUCGAGCAAUGCGGCUGGAGAUCAUUUCGGAGAAUUCUCACUUGAGAUCUCGCAAAAAAACACUGAGCAUUGUUUAUUCACAGUCCAGUUUCUCUCCCACAGGGUGUUCGGCACCAGGCCCUGGUCUUGUCUGCGUCGGCUUGUUGUUGGGUGAGGGUGCACCGUGCAGCUCCCCGCCAUGUGGUGGCAUUUGAGCAGCGAGCGCACUCUCCUAGAAUAGAUUCUGUAUCAGCACAUCGCAUCACUGGCCCGUCACCUCCUGGCACAAAUCAUCUGCCUCCAAAACCAGUGUUUUAGCGCGUGCGCCGGUGGGGGCUCGCUUCACACCCACACUAUGCGGCCGUUGAGCCGAGGCAUCAAGACGUGGCGUGUUUAUUUCUUCCCGUUGGUCUCGUUAGCCCGGCCUUGGUCGCCCACAGGAACCAGUCAAAUCUUGAGAAACGGCAUCCGCGGCUGCUGAAGGGCGCACACGGGGGGAACGUCUGCACGUCCUACAUGCAACGAGCCACAGUGACACAGACUACUUUGCAUAGAACCACACGGAGCUUUUUUUCUGCUGAGUAUAAAAAAAACGUUGAAUGUCGACGAGCUGUGUGCAGUCGAGAUAACAGAAAAAGAAGAACAAGAGGAGCCGAUGCAUUAGGAAGAUUAGCACGCUCUUGUUGCAGUUGUUUGAGCGUGGGAGAUUUAAGGGGAAUUAAUGACGAGCGGGCAGAAAAAAACCCAACCCAAAAACGUUUGAUGUUUGAGAUUGUUCACGUCUAUUCGUGUCGGAUGGAAAGAGGAGGGAAGUUCAUUUGACUUUCAAGUGAAAGACUUUUUCUAGACAAAACAAUAUUCCAAUAUUAGUAUCGGUUUAAUUGUUCUAACUUCGCAAUUUUAUCGUCGCAAGUUAUCUCGUUACCACAUGCUCGUCACCUAUAUUUGUCGUUCGGCCGCAGCUAAAAAAGGCCCCUUUGCAGCUCAACAAAUAAUCGUACCCUGCACACAACAAAAACGCCGCUUAUGAGUAGAGACCCAAACAGCGCUCAAAGGGGAGCCAAAACAGGACCUGCUAAGGUUGUUCCAAACCGCUGAUUAUAUCUUAAAAAGAUUACAUUACUAAUAGUAAUAUGUCGGUGUUUCAUAUGACGACUUAUAAAGGUGGAGUUCAUAUUUCCUCCGAGUUGUACUUGUAUAUAGUCUCAUAAAAUAGCUACUACAGUUAUUUGCUAAGUGCCCUGAGAUUGUCCUUUUCGAUGCAUUUCCUGUCGUAAUGCAGUAUUAGUUUGCAGGUUUUAAUGGACUUUAACCUGACUGCUGAUCAAGUGACCCCCCGUGUUGUAGGAACGCUGUGCCGAGGAAAGUUGAGCUACAGUUUGAAUGUCAUCGGCGGGGAUUGGCUUCACCCCAGAAGUGACAGCAGUAACUUUUUACUUUAUGGAUUUGUCCUUUCGCAUCAGCUCUGAUCGGACAGAACGAUGCAGCUAUUUUGUGUAUGUUCCCGACAAAAUAAUUCACACGGAAGUGUGCAUUUUUUAGGAAAUCUAUAGAUCUGGCGAGUAAUGAAAAUAUAUCAACAGCAUGCAGCAUACACUGCGGGCAAGGUGACGUGUUCAAAGAACUUAUUAUCUUACUACCGGCAGAUGCCUCAACACUGUGCAACACCUCAGUCGCAGCUCUGCGCUUUGUUGCAGCGGUUCAGGAUGUGAGCUAAAAGAGGCCUCUACACCGAAAAUGUUUACAGGUGUCUUUUGUUUUUAUUACUUUAAAGCUUGCUCCUCAAACCUGAAUGCUUCUCCUAAAAGUGCAAAUGCUAGUUAGCUGGAGGAGUUUAAACUUACGUGUGAAUGAGAUGUGACGGAUGCAGCGGUGUGUGUGUGUGUGUGUGUGUGUGUGUGUGUGUGUGUGUGCCAUUUAAUCAAAUACGGAACAGGAAGCUGCUGGUGUGUCUGCGCUGUGGUUUCUUAGUGUGUUCAUCUUUGUGCGUGCCCCUUUUCACAGUAGUGUGUCGCAUAAGCAAAGGUUAUCUUCUCACACACGACCACAGAUUAGUAAUUCUGCUCAUCAGCAGGGAACGGUGGAUGAAAACCUGUAGAGAGCAAUAUGUAUCACUUCCUUUCAUAGCAGAUAGCUUUCUUCAUUGUUUGGUGGACUUGCACCGAGGUUGUGAGUGAUGUUCGUGCCUCUGAGGCUCUGUGGUCGGGAGCUGAGUUCUCCAGCUGAAGCUGCAGCAGAGGAGGUCGAGGGAAGAGUUGGUCAACCAGGGGAUCAUGCCACCGCUGAAAAGUUCCGCUGCCUUCCACGAGCAGAGACGCAGCUUGGAACGAGCUCGGACUGAGGACUAUCUGAAGAGGAAGAUCAGGGCUCGACCAAAGCGAUCGGAACUGAUCAGGAUGCACAUCCUGGAGGAGACGUCAGCGGAGCCCUCUCUUCAGGCCACGCAGCUGCAGCUGAAGAGAGCUCGCAUUGCCGAUGAUCUGAACGACAAGAUCUCCCACAGGCCGGGCCCCAUGGAGCUGAUCCACAAAAACAUCCUACCUGUUCACUCGAGCAUGAAGCGGGUCAUCAUAGAGACACGGUUUCCUAAAGCUUCGGGUGAUACCUCGUCGUGUGAUGAGGACAGCAAUUACAGUUUGUCUCCAGAAGGGCCGGGGUACCUGGACUCUCCUCUUGGCCUGCUGCCUUCGCCGUCCCCAGCGGAGACGCUGGCAUGCGGCAGCAUCCCAUCUCCCUCACAGGUGUCUCCUCCUGCUCCGGCUCUCGCACCAAUCUCGUUCAAUUUGACCGGUGGGACUGCAGCGUCGUCCGCCCAGAGGACGGGAGCGACUUCACAGAUGAAGCCUAAAACAAACUCUGACCGCUCCGCACCAAGACUGAAGAAACCUAAGGACAACAAGCCAAAGAUUAAAAAGCUAAAGUACCAUCAGUACAUCCCCCCUGACCAGAAGGGAGAUGUAGAACCUCCUCCCCAUCUGGACUCUUCUUAUGCCAAAAUCCUCCAUCAGCAGCAGCUCUUCCUGCAGCUCCAGAUCCUCAGUCAGCAGCAGCAGCACUACAACUACCACGCCAUCCUGCCUGCGCCCCCCAAAGCUCAGACAGAUCAGCAGCCAUCUUCCUCUUCUUCUUCCUCCUUCAAUUCCACGACUUCCUCCUCCCCUCCUCGGGCUGGCGCUGCCUCGUCAAAAGUCCCCUCUUACCACGGCGGAAACAUCUGCCAGAGUUCUGCUGCUCCACGUGGGACUAAGCCAGUGUCUCUACCUCCAAACCUGGAUGAAAUGAAGGUGGCGGAGUUGAAAUCUGAGCUGAAGCUGCGCAGCUUGCCAGUCUCCGGCACCAAAAACGACCUCAUCGAGAGGCUGAGGACCUACCAGGAGCUAAACGGGGGCAGCGACAGCACCUCCUCUCCAACAGCAGGGGGCACCACGGAGCCAGGGGCCGAGGGAGCAGCGAAGCCCUCCAGAAAUGCUGCUGCAACCACCAACAACACGUCACAACCACAGCAACAGUUUCAGUGCCUUCAGACAUCUUCUCCGACCGGAAGCAGCGCAGCCGCUCCUCGGCAGCUCACGAUGACCUGCGGCGGCACCACGUCCCCCCCGACAGCCUCGCUCACACUCUCCGAACGCUCGCCGGGCGCCACGAGCCCAGAAAGUACCGGCUUCAGCGGCGGCGCCUUGGAGGAAAUGAUGAGUGCCCGACUCCCCCAGGCGAUCCUCCAGCCAUGUUCAGCUGCUCGCCUCACCACCAGCGUUAAGGAGGAGUCGAAUGGUUCCGACCAAGCGCCAUGUCAAUUUUCUUCAAAGCAGGCCUCCCGGGAGAACCGCUGCCUGGUCUCAUCAACGGCCGUCACUAUGACAACCACAGCUCCGGUGGGGCCCGUGGACAAGGACAGGAUGCUGCGAGAGAAAGACAAGCGGAUAGCGGAGUUGACCCGGAUGCUGAGGCAGAAACAGAGGCUGGUGGAGGUGCUGAGGAUGCAGCUGGAGCACGGGAGCCGAGGACGACCAGAGCCGCUGGUUCUUGUGAGGGUUAAACACGAGCCUCCCGACAGACCCGGUGUCCCUCUGUCAUUUGGCCAGCAGCCACUCGCCCCCGCGCCAUCACCCGCUUCGUGUGAGAUGGACGCCGACAAGGUCGCGGUCAAACAGGAAGCCGUUGAGGCAGAGGAAGACGCGUGUGAGACGGCGACGCAAUUACCAGAAGUCCCUGGAUCACUGCGGCCUUUGGCACAAACUCGCCUCCAAGUCCAGCCAGAGCAGACGAGCGCACAGACAAGCCAACGACACGUUCGCCUGCAGCAAACCUCUGUGCAGCUUUUACUGCAGCAGCAACGCAGCUUUCAGAACGAGCAGAAGGUCAACCAGAGCCCCAGUCACACCCAGGAAAACCUGCAGAAGCUUUCUCAGCAGAGGAAGAAGAAGUCUCACAAACAGCAUCUCAAACAACUGCAGCUGCAGCAGCAGCCUCCGCACCUCCACCAGCAGUCACAGCAGCACAACCAGCUGAAGCAACAGAUUGUGCUGAAGCAGCAGAAGUCGUUUUUACAGCAGCAGCAGCAGACGAAACAACUGCAGGAAAUCCAGAUCCAGACAAAGAUCCAGCUGAAGCAACAACAAGUGCUAAUACAGCAGAAACAGCAGGCGCAGCAGCAGGUGACCCAAGCGUCCUUCAACCAGCAGUCAGACUCAGCACCUUCUUUCCCACUGGACCUCAUCAAGAGCCACUCCACCCCGACUCUGGUCACCGACAGCAACGGCAACCACUUCCUGGUUGCACUGACCAGUCACCUCACCGACAACCAACGGACUGAUGCGCCUGGGAGCAAAGCAGCCGAUCAAAACGCACUGCAGCAACCACGCUCUGUUCCCGCCAGGCUGCCUGACCACAUCCCGUUUAAUCAAACCAAACACAGUAUGCACAAGGGACCUUUAACACAACAGGAGGCAACGCGUCAGAGCGGGGGACUUCCGGUGUCUCGGCCUCAGCGGGACGGUGCUCUGUGUUCAUCAGCCCCUCCCUGUCUGCGGCCUUUCUUUGAGGACCACCAGGACGCCGUCCCCUCUUCGCCGUCCUCUCCAACUGAGCUGUGUCCCAGUCUAGAUGACUUGUUUAGUCCUCUGUCUGCAGCUUCCAGCGAGACGGCUGCCUCCUCGGCCGAUGACAAGGAUACAGAGCAGGAAGAGGAUUUUAUUGACAUCAUUUUGCAGACCGGAGAAAUGUCAACAUCUUUCAACCCAACACCAGACCCUUCUCACGACCGUCCAAAUCCACCAUCCUCUUCCUCUUCUCCUCGCCCCUCCCCAUUCCAGCGCAUGCUAUUCCCCCCAAUUCCUUCUUUUUGUGACGCGCCACAGUCGGCUUCCUCGCUGGAGUCUGAUCUCCAGACGGACACCGUGAGUGAGAAACAGCACCUCAGUAGGGCUGAGAGUGGACGUCUCGAGGACUUUCUCGAGAGCACCACCGGUAAGCCUCUUUUGGGGGUGGAGCCCGGGGGCUUGUUGACUUUGAUUGAUGACCUCCACAGUCAAAUGCUGUGCACGCCCAGCAUCCUGGACCAUGUCUUGUCUCCCAUGGAUACCUUCGACCUCGCAACGGAGGCGGAGCCUGGGUUGGACGGUAUGGACUGGUUGGACCUCACCAUGGGAGGAGAGAGGGGAGAGGAAGCCUCCAUUCUGGCCCCACUGGGCCCCCAAACACCCACUAGUGUCUUUUCCACAGACUUCCUGGACAGCUCCGACCUGCCGAUACACUGGGACUCCUGCCUAUAGCCGAUAGGAGCAGUCCUUAAACAAACACGGCGCUCGGCUUCACUCGCUCACACUGUGACACGUGCACAAGGGAACAUUCGUCUUGUCACACACUGCUGUCGUGAAUCUUAAAGCACUUCAAUUAUUUAUUUAAUUUACGCACUGGUGUGCUGAUUUGUGCGCAGACACUUGUUAGGCAGGUCCUAUAUCUGUUCCAGUUUGUGUCAACACAUUAGCGGGACCGCUGUGCAUCUUGGACCAGACUAAUGAUAAGACGCUCUUAACUGAGCCGUGAACCCGUCGCUCAGAAAUAAAUGAAUCUCAUUAUUCUUAACACCAUGAUUUCGUGAAUGCCAAUCAGUUGGACCUUUAUUUAAUUAGGAGAAAAAAUCGCCUUUGUCGCCUAAUCAAGAGUUUACCAUUAGAGGCAAUAAAUGAAGUUCUGAGGAAAGACGAUAACUUUCUAUCAACAUGCGUUUAUGAGUUUAUAGGAUUCACUUUGGUGCUAUAAUUUUAAAAGAUGUGAUUCUGGAUCUCAUGUUUUUUGAUUCAAGCAUUGUUAAAGUUGCCGCGUCCAUGUUUUAAAAAUAAUGUUGUGCAGGUUACUGCAUUUGAUGCGUUACUACAAUUUGCUUCAUAUUUACUAUUAUUGACCCACAGCUUACAUACGUACAGCAGGCUGCUGUGAAACCAUUCGUUCAUAUUGACAACAGCGAAAGUUAAAUUCAACAUGAGGCACUUGUAGGUAAAAAGAGUAGUGUUUCUGAGCACGACCGCACUGAUCGCCUCGUGACGUAAAAACCUUCCCUGCUCCCUUUAAAAAAACACUUUGUAUUUUACCGCAGUGUGUGGUGUGCCAGGCUCUGCCCUGGUUCUGGUUCUCCCGUCCCUCUCCUCCCUCCUGCGGGGCCAAGCGAUUUGGCUCGGGGCUCCGGCAGCGCGGCGCGUGUGCCGACUCAGGGGAAGCGGCUGGUGAGCUCCAGGCCCGGCUGCCGCAAUCAAACCCUGCAGUUUCCUCAUAUCGCCCCCCCCGCCCCACCCCCCUCGCAGUAGAACUUCCCGCCAAGGUCGAUAUACAGGUCACAAGGUGAACGACACUCACAACCCACAACUUUGUCAUUGGCUGAUCCCAUCUGGACCAGCAGGGAGCGGCGGAGCGUCGGGGGCAAACUCCGUUGGCGGAGCAGCUGCCGCCGGGUUGCGCGGCGUCACGUGACGACCAGGCUGGCAACAGAAUCCAAUCCCAUUCGCUGCGUUGUGGACCAAGCUGCCGCUGCAACGGGAGAGCCUGGCAAUUCCGAAGGUUCCAGUAACGCUGACCUCACGACAGCCAAUCAGGUUGCAGCAAAGGCCACUGCAGCCACUAAAUGCUAAAACAAGACUAAUGACAAUUGCGGUCAAGUAUCAGGUAAAGAAACUAUAACUUUUUCAGUCAAUGGUUUUCGCUCAGCUGCGUUCAGAGCCGGAGUAACGUCAUGUCACGUUUGCGUACAAGCGGUGUGUUGAGUAACACCUUUUUGUGGUAACUUUGGACACGUUUGUCUCGGUAGCUGCCGUCGUGUUUCUUUCCCUUUCAAUUUGCACUUUUUUCUUUUUUUUUUUGCAUGUUUACACGCACACUAUUAAAGGAAAGGAGAAGUCCUGGAGUUUAAUAAAUUGUCCGCAAAGGCCUUAUUCAUAAUGAUUUUAAAGUUAUUUAGUUGUUGCUCUCAGUGAUGAUAUGUGACAAUCCUGUACUGUAUCAGUGCCAAUAUGGGCCUAUUUACGUCCUUUUUCUCUUUGAGAUAUUAGAAUGCUCUAAUACACAAGUUUAGACACUUAAACUGUUAUGAGAUGCAUUUAUUUUGUCUUUAUAAAAUUCUCUUGCUCUCUGAGGAACACUCUGUUAAUACAGCGUUGUGUUUACUGUGACAAAUGUCUGUAUUGUGAAUCCCAAACCUUGGGGAAAUACUGCAAAAAGUAACACAAGUUCAUUUUGGAUUCACUACAUCUUUUGAAUUAAUCAUUUUACCCGUCUUUAUUCACCAGAUACAAACUACCCCAUGCUUUAGGUUUUGCUGAUUGUCUUUUCAAUCGAGCUGGUUAAAGAAUAGUCCUGUCUUUAAACAAAACUCAGGUGACUCAUUUUUGUCGUUGUUGUUGAUCCGUCCCCCUCCUCAAACACGGCAUUCAUAAUGCGCUUUGAAACUGUGAACCUGCGCCUAAUAAAUUCUUGGGCCGUUGCGCAACAACACUCUUAUGAGUUAUGUGGUACGAAUGCAACAACAAAUGAUGUAUUGUUAAGAUUGUUAUAAUAUUCAAAAUGUUUAGUGCACUAUCCAGUAUGGAGUUGGGUAUCGUUAGCCAAACCUCUGCUAAAUACCAGAUGUAAUUAUGUGCGUGAUUCACGCAUCUCUUAUGUGGGAUUCUGUUCUUUUGAAGGAAUGUAAAGUGCCUUGCAUGAUGUAGCAAAUCCAACUCACUCCAACUUAUGUGGUCUUUCAAAUAAGAAUAAAGUCUAUUCACAGCUGUA
This is a messenger RNA of Gasterosteus aculeatus aculeatus (three-spined stickleback), 8885 nucleotides long. Its product is annotated as myocardin-related transcription factor A. Gene Ontology annotation, molecular function: transcription coactivator activity. The record is from RefSeq and is a predicted model, not a curated record. Gene Ontology annotation, cellular component: nucleus. Gene Ontology annotation, biological process: smooth muscle cell differentiation; positive regulation of transcription by RNA polymerase II. NCBI's taxonomy places the organism in Eukaryota, Metazoa, Chordata, Actinopteri, Perciformes, Gasterosteidae.